GUGGCAUCUUCAUAACUGUCGGAGGUAUUUCGCGCAAAAAUGACCGGCAAAAGCAAUUUUGGAAGCGUAUGGGGUGCACAUAUUUCUGAACAAUUUAAGCAGUGAUAUAUAAAGCGGUGCCUUAUCAAUUAUCCGUGCAGAAUAGUCAAAUUCUUAAUACUCCCAAAGGCAACAUAUGUAACGACUGAUAUGGUGUCGCUUCAGGACGUCUCCACAUUCAUUGUUCCAGGCCAACUCUGCGCCCUGCCACAGAAUGAAAUGGAGAGCUGCUCAGUGUCGGAAUAUUACCCUGAAAUUAAUUUAAACUGCGAAAUGUUCAGCACAUCAGUCAGUGGGCACUCAGCCGACACUUAUCGCAAUGUAAUGAUACCGGUGAAUGAAGGUGUAAUGAAGCGCAUAAUACGGACAUUUUUCGAAAGUGGCUUUAUAGAAGCACUGAAUGAAGCCCGAGACCAACAAACUGCUACUGUAAGUCCGCUGAUGUGCACCACUGCAAAAUAUGCAUUUGAAAUGUUGGAAUAUUUUAAAAGACUGAAGACGAAAAUUUUCCCACACAUGCGUGAAGUUAGCGUCAACAAUGUAGCUGAGUUUUCCGAAACUCGGGACUGGCUGCGAUCCUAUAUACGUUGUAUUGUUUGGCAUCCGAAUUGUUUCAAAAUCGCUGUUGCGGGGUCAGAUGAUAUUGUAAGGGUUUAUACGGAUGAACCGGCAAUGGUGCCAGUUCUUAAAAGUGGUUCACAAAAAUGGAUUACCUCAAUGGCGUGGAGACCAUUUGCUGCCGCCGAGCUCGCAGUGGGAUGUCAAAAGGGUGUUUGUCUAUGGACAAUGGACACAAAUAUGCAUUAUACCCGUAGUGCUACACAAGCAGUAUUUCUAAAGCAUCCAGGCCAUUGUCCCAUUAAUUCCGUGCAGUGGAAUGCCGAUGGUACGCUUCUUGCCACCGCUUCUAUAAGCGAUGCGGAUGUUUUAUUGUGGGAUGUAGAUAAGUUGCAGAAUAUGUCAUUAAGAAGAGUUGGGCCCCCAUGCUCGCUGUUAAAAUGGUCGCCUGAUGGCGCUAGUCUAUUUUCUGCCACUGUUGGAAAUGUUUUUCGAGUGUGGCCAGCCCAUAAAAAGUGGACGCCGGAACGUUGGACCAUCAAUUCUGGUGUAGUACAGUCGGCAUGCUGGUCACCAUGCGGCAACUUUUUGCUUUUUGUCACAACAGGCGAUAGUAUUCUGUAUCGCUUGCACUUCCAGGACGAGCAGGUUUUUGCAUCUGGUACCUCCACCAAGGAUGCGUUAAAAAUUGCUGACUUAACCAAGUUCAAUGCUGGUCGUCGUGAGGUCGGCGGCAAGCCACAAUCUUUAGCCUGGGAUGCAGAUGGCAGAUAUUUGGCUGUUAUAUUCAAAGACACACCUUGUAUUGCGCUCUUUAACACUUGUUUGAAAAAAUUCGAUAUGACAAUUUCGCCACUCUGUUUUCUCACCGGCAUUGGCACAGAGUUUCCCUCAUACAUCUGCUUUCAAAGCAUAAAUCGGCGUAAUACGGACACCGUUUUAACUAUUGGUUGGUCCAGUGGUCGUAUAGAAUAUUUUCCAUUUGGUAAUAUGUGAAAUAAAAGUAAUACAACGUUUAGGUACAUAAAUAUUAAAA
This is a messenger RNA of Rhagoletis pomonella (apple maggot), 1633 nucleotides long. RefSeq names its product aladin. Gene Ontology annotation, cellular component: nuclear pore. The record is from RefSeq and is a predicted model, not a curated record. The transcript is spliced from 5 exons. Bases 190 to 1593 code for a protein of 467 amino acids. Gene Ontology annotation, biological process: nucleocytoplasmic transport. Lineage: Eukaryota; Metazoa; Arthropoda; Insecta; Diptera; Tephritidae. Gene Ontology annotation, molecular function: protein binding.